AUGUAUUCCAAUAUCUCAAAAACUAGCUUACUUUUAACCAUGGAAUCCCUGGCAAUACCCCCAGCAGGCGUCUACCCAGCGUUCAUAUUUGGAACAUUAACGUACUGCUUUAUUCUCUUCUGUAACUCCAUCAUCAUCACCACCAUUGCUCUGCAUAGCCACCUACACAAACCCAUGCACAUAUUGCUGUUCAACCUGCCAAUCAAUGAUAUGAUGGGAGCCACUGCCUUCUUCCCUCAACUGAUUACCAGCAUCCUGUCUCAGAGCAGGUCCAUCUCUUACCCAGCAUGUGUAAUGCAGGCUGUUCUCGUACACCUGUAUGGAGUUGGAUCCCUGCUUAUCUUGACAGUGAUGGCGUAUGACAGGUAUAUUGCUAUCUGCUGUCCACUCAGGUACAAUGCAAUCAUGACCAACAGCAACUUGGUGAAAAUCAUCACUGUCAUAUGGCUCGUAGAUUUUACUGUCAUAGCAAUCCUCUUGUCUUUUCUUUCCCGCUACAAAAUCUGCAGGACUGUUAUAGUGGACAUGUAUUGCAACAAUCCUUCUUUAGUGAAGCUUAUUUGUGAGGACACAAGUUUAACUAACUACUAUGGGUUGUUUUUAACAGCUGUCACUCAAGGCUUAGCACUAAUAGUGGUGGUGUACACAUAUAUCAAAAUCCUGCUCACCUGCAUGCUCAAUAAGCAGUCUGAUGCCAAGAGCAAGGCUAUUCAGACCUGUGCUACUCACUUAGUAGUCUUCAUAUUCCUGGAGUUUAAUGCUUUCUUCACUAUAAUCUCACAUCGGUUGGAGAAGGUAUCCCCAUAUUUGAGAAGGUCUUUUGGGGUUUCAGUGUUAGUCUUUCCUCCCAUUCUCAACCCCCUUAUAUACGGUCUCAAAACUAAAGAGAUUCGAGAGAGGAUUUCCAUCUUCUUCAAGAAAAAAGUGUCUCCUUUUUAA
Megalops cyprinoides (Indo-Pacific tarpon) is the source of this 939-nucleotide messenger RNA. Its product is annotated as olfactory receptor 52B2-like. The coding region runs from base 1 to 939 and encodes 312 amino acids. Gene Ontology annotation, biological process: G protein-coupled receptor signaling pathway. The transcript has a single exon. Lineage: Eukaryota; Metazoa; Chordata; Actinopteri; Elopiformes; Megalopidae. Gene Ontology annotation, cellular component: membrane. The record is from RefSeq and is a predicted model, not a curated record. Gene Ontology annotation, molecular function: G protein-coupled receptor activity; olfactory receptor activity.